This is a messenger RNA of Rhagoletis pomonella (apple maggot), 3780 nucleotides long. RefSeq names its product pre-mRNA-splicing regulator female-lethal(2)D (gene fl(2)d). The record is from RefSeq and is a predicted model, not a curated record. The coding region runs from base 507 to 2465 and encodes 652 amino acids. The transcript is spliced from 5 exons. Gene Ontology annotation, cellular component: nucleus. Gene Ontology annotation, biological process: regulation of alternative mRNA splicing, via spliceosome. NCBI's taxonomy places the organism in Eukaryota, Metazoa, Arthropoda, Insecta, Diptera, Tephritidae.
GAAAGACCACCAUAUUGAAUUUUCAGCGAGUUAAUUGUGACGCGAAUGGAUUUCGCUGCGUUGAAAAAUUAAUAUUUAAUGUGGAAAAAGUGCAAUUUUCCUAGCAAAAAUAUUAAAAAAAUUGAGUUCAAUGAACAUUUAAUACAUAAGUGGCAAAAGUAAGUAGCGGAAAAGUCGAAAAGUGCGUGAAAUUUGCUUGUGAAAAUUGUGGCCAGCGGAGCGCUACUUGAAAGUUUCCAUGCAUAUAUAUUUCACAAAAGUGGAAGAAGAAGAAGCCAUAGGCAAUUAAAAAGUUAUAUGAGCAUAGAAAAGUAGCACGGCAGGAAAAAGCCAAACAAACGCGCUGGGCAUACGUGCUGCGUGGCGUGUUGGUUUAUUGAAAGCAAUCACUACAGAGGUGCGGUGUAAAAAACGCUACUAGCAGCUGUUUUAAAGCCAAACGUCUAUCAAACAAAAAUUAAAAACUUAAAUAGUUUUGUGGCAUAGUAAUUGCCUUCUGUACUGUAAUGAGUGUCGCUGCAAUGACUAUGGACGAUCAAAGACCUUUGAUGAACAGUUACGAUAAAUUGUCCAAACAAUACGAUCAAAAUUUACACGGCAAUACCGGAGUAGGUAGUGGAGUUGGUGGCAACGGUUUGGGUGUGGGCGGUGCACCACCAUCUGGACCCGCCUCGCCAACACCAUCCGGGAGCGAAGAGUUGCAGCAUCAAUACCAUCAUUCACAUCAUCAUCAUUCCCAUCAUCAUCAUCACCAUCACUCGCGACAUAUUAUGCAUCAACAUGCGCCACAUAUGUCAGCGUCUGAACAUCAGCCACCAUCGCCGCCGCCAACUCAGCAACAGCAGCAACUUAUGCACCACCACAAUCAGCAUCAUCAGAUACAGCAGCAGCAGCAACAACAAUUGCAGCAGCAACAGCCAGGCACAGUUGCAGAGGCUGUUGCUGCUGCCGAACAUCGGCAGCGGUUGCUCGAAGAUGAAAUUGAGAGUCUCAAACUGGAGCAGGCGCGCCUAUCGCAGCAAUGUGUUGAUGCACAACGUCGCGAAAAAAUACUCAUGCGUCGUCUGGCCAACAAGGAGCAAGAAUUUCAAGAUUAUGUGAGUCAAAUUGCGGAAUACAAAGCUCAACAAGCGCCCACAUCAUUGGCUCUGCGUUCCGCUUUGCUCGACCCAGCUGUUAAUUUACUCUUUGAGAAGCUUAAGAAGGAACUAAAGGCUACCAAGGCUAAAUUAGAAGAGACGCAAAAUGAAUUGUCAGCUUGGAAAUUUACGCCAGAUUCGAAUACAGGCAAACGCUUAAUUGCCAAGUGCCGUUUGUUGUAUCAGGAAAAUGAAGAGCUAGGUAAAAUGACCUCCAAUGGUCGUUUAUCUAAACUAGAGACUGAAUUGGCAAUGCAAAAGAGCUUUUGCGAAGAAGUAAAAAAGUCACAAUCAGAGGUCGAUGAUUUUCUACCUGAAUUGGAUGAAGAUGUUGAAGGCAUGCAAAGCACAAUCCUAUUCCUCCAGCAAGAACUCAAGACCACCCGCGAUCGCAUACAAACAUUGGAAAAGGAAAAUUACCAAUUAAAAACCGGUAUUAUGGACAGUGAGAGUAUUGUGAAAUCCGAGGUUACAGAUGCGCUUAAUGUCGGCGAUGCCAAUCAUCCCUCAAUGCACAGUGGCCUGAAUGGCGCUGUAGACCCGAGCAAGUUGUCGAUAAAUGCUGCCGAAACCUGUGCCAUACCCUAUAACAUCGUUGCCACAAGCAAUAAUACCAUCAACGCCAAUUCCAACCCCACUAACGCCCUAACUACACUGCACAAUACGCAUACACUUACCAACGAAUUGAAAUAUGUCGCUGCUCGUCCGCUGGAGACCAUCGAUGAAAACGCUUGUGUGCGCAAUUAUGCAGCUACUAACGAAUACUACAACGGUAAUGAGGAUCAGCAGCAAAAACAGCACGUCCCAAUCCCAAUCCCAGCGGAAGUUGACGCUAAUACUAGUUUAAAUUCAUUCAGUGCUGCGACAGUUCCUGGCAGCAUGCUGCGGACGGUGGCUUCGCGCAAACGUAACUUUGAAUUCGGCGAUCCAAAUGAAAAUCAGCCUAUUGCUUUGGUUGCAGCGCCUGCUACGCCAAUACAUGUAACAGCGCCACGCACUCUGCCACCGAAGAAGUCCAAGUUGCGGCGUGCUUCCGUGCAAUCCAAUGAUAUGAACGAGUUCGACACCGUUAAUGUGGUGAAUGCGGUUGUUUCAAAUGCUCCAAUGUUAAGCGGUGGCAAUGGCGGCCUGGCGGCGAUCGAUCCACUAAGUAUCGUUGAUAAUGCGGUGGUUGGCAUGGCGAAUGAGGAGCAUCCCAGCGGCAUGGCAAUCGAUGAUGCGGCCAUAGAUGGAAAUGCGGGUGGUGUUGCGUUGCGCAUAAUGACGCGAAGGCGCUCCGUGCGCCAGCAACAAAAUGGCAAUAUCGGUGGCGAUAGCAAUCACUAGGCGUAAAAUGGCAAGACGCUCGAAAUAGAGCUAAUUAUAAAUGCAUACAAUAUAACUACAUACAUACUAUAUAUAAACUAAAAUAUAUAUUUUUUAUUUCAAUUUGAUUGUAAAAGUGUUUUAACAAAAUACAUACAUCAGCAGAAUUUAAUGAUGCUAAGGGAAAAUCAAAACAAUAACUGAAAAAAACGAAACAAAUUAAGUAACCAUGCAGCAAAAUAGGAAAUAUAAAUAAAAAUUUAGAUAAAAAAUAUAAAUGUAAAUCAUGUGUACUUUAUGAAAAUUAAAAGCAAAAAUGUACGUUAAGCCGUUAAUGAUGAUGAAUGCGCACGUUAUAUGUUUUUCCUUUGAACAAAGCUAUUUAUAACUUAGCAAAAGAAAAUGUGCAAAUUAUUUUAUAAAAUUUGCCUAAAUAAUGUAUUGUUUUAUUUACUUUAGCAGCUAUAUACAUACAAAUGUGUUAUGAAAAUAAAAACAACAAAAAUCAUUGAAAAUAACGUUUACGGUACUUUUAAUGUGCAGUUUAUUAGAAUUUAGUUGCUUCAACUGAAAAAAACAUGCAUGAGAUUUUUGUAGUGAGAUUGAAGCCUUGCUUCGGUAUGGCAUUGGUUGCAUUGCCUUUUUGAUAAGGAACAAGCUAAAAAAUACAAACAUACAUACAACUAAUUUGUUUAAAUUAAGUGAAUAAAUAAUCAGGUUUAAUACAAAAUACAUACUGAUUUUCAUUUACAUGGAAAUGUGCAGUCGAAACUCGAUAAAUGGUAUGAGUUUGAAAUGGGUCGUUGGAAGGCUAAGUUACACGUAACAGAAAUCAAGGUUGCCGGGAUGCCGAGUUAGGGAGUGUUUAAUGGCUCGAUUACGGAUGGCAACCGAACCUCAGACUAAAAACUAUUCACACUCAUUUAUUGAACUAGAAAACGGCAUUAGUGGAUAGACGAUAAUCGACCAAGAGUCGUUUAUCUACUAGUCGACACUCGUAAAAGGGCUAGGUAUAGUUGCUAUUCAUAAUAUAUAUUUUCAUUUCAGUGGUGUUGCCCAUCGGAAACCCAACUGAGGUUGCGUCGCCAUUCAAAAUCGACGCAAUUUUUUAUUUUUUUUUCUGCUUUAAUAGUCUUCAAAAUCGACACCGUCAACAACAUUAAAUAACAUUCAUAGAUAGGCACCAGCAACUUUUUGUUCCUUUUUGUGACUAUUCAUCGCCUGAAUUAAGGGUCCCAAGUACUCAAAACCCAAUUUAAGGACGAGUCCAUCUUAAAGUUAAAUUCUAAAAAUAGACAUUUUACUAAACAACGACCAUAUGAUAAAGCUUAGUUAG